Aspergillus calidoustus is the source of this 1164-nucleotide messenger RNA. The record is from the annotation of a GenBank genome assembly. Lineage: Eukaryota; Fungi; Ascomycota; Eurotiomycetes; Eurotiales; Aspergillaceae.
AUGGGGUCAUUACUCUCCACCACGAGUAAUUCCCUUCCUCUGCUACAGGAUCUCCUUCUUCCCACCCCGCAGGUUUACGUGACGCUCCUUAACAUCUGGCAAUGGUUUCCCCUUUUCACCGCCAUUCAAUGGCUCACCUCGUGGCACCCCGCAGGAAAAGGCUCCGUCCAGAGCUACUUCAAUAUCCCCGGCCGCAUCGGCUGGUUCAUCAUGGAAAUCACUGGCCCCAUUAACCUGGUCUACAUCCUAUACAAUCUCCCGGCUAAGAUGAACAUCCAGACCCUCCCACUGCCAAACAAGCUCGUGGCGUCACUCUACCUCAUCCACUACGCCAACCGGGCUAUCAUCUCGCCGUUUUUCGCGGCGCCGAGUAUGUCACCCAUGCACGUUUUCAUUGUCGUCAGCGCCGUGUUCUUCAAUUGGUUCAACUCCUCUUGUCUGGCUUGUUGGCUAGUCGGGUAUAAUGUCUCGACUAUCCCGGGGGUGUAUCCUAAUCCAUCCUCGCCGUCACUGAUCACGACGCCGGAGAAGAUCUUUGAGGAGAAUCUUGCCGGGAAGGUUGGGACUUCGCUGUUACUCCCGUCCUUAGGGCUCUUGCUGUUUAUUGUCGGAAUGGCUGGGAAUAUUUACGCGGAGCGAACACUCUUCUCGCUCCGACGUAACGAAGCAGACAAGAAACAUUCCCAGUCCCAGUCACAGUCGAAAGAACAGACCUCAGAAAACGGCAACAAAUACUCCAAAGUCUACGUCAUCCCUCCCAAGUCCGGCCUCUUCACUUCAAUCCUCUACCCGCACUACGCCCUGGAGUGGCUCGAAUGGACAGGCUUCGCCCUCGCAGGCCUAGCCGUCUUCCCAGCCCUAAGCCCGCCCUCGCUCCUCCCCGGCGUCCUAAGCCCAAGCACCUCACCGCUAGCACUUGGUCUGGGCGCCCCGGGAGGUUCAUCACCGCCACUGCGUCUUGCACCCUGGCUUGUCCCCGCCGUGUGGGCUGCGGGUAAAUUGAGGGUUCCUGUGCUGCCGCUGCCGGCGAUUGUGUUUGUGGUUAAUGCCGUGGCGAAUAUGUUGCCGCAUGCGAGAUGGGGGAGGAAGUGGUACGUUGGGAAGUUUGGGGUGGAGAAGGUGGGAGAGCGGGGCGCUGUUGUACCGUUUUGUUCUUGGAUGUAA